This is a messenger RNA of Drosophila eugracilis, 2149 nucleotides long. It is a transcript of the gene Mocs1, whose product is annotated as molybdenum cofactor biosynthesis protein 1. The transcript is spliced from 5 exons. The record is from RefSeq and is a predicted model, not a curated record. Gene Ontology annotation, biological process: Mo-molybdopterin cofactor biosynthetic process. NCBI's taxonomy places the organism in Eukaryota, Metazoa, Arthropoda, Insecta, Diptera, Drosophilidae. Gene Ontology annotation, molecular function: 4 iron, 4 sulfur cluster binding; metal ion binding; cyclic pyranopterin monophosphate synthase activity. The coding region runs from base 207 to 1910 and encodes 567 amino acids.
UUCCUAUUAACACCCCCAUUCAACAUCCAAAAUAAAAAAAUAAUGUUUCCUAACACUGGCAUUAGAAAGCUUUGGCGAAUGGCGAAAGCUGCGUUAGCUUGUCCAUAUGAUCGCCACUCUCCACUUAGUUUAUAAACAACGUUCGCCGGGUGCGGUCAGAACCCGCGGAACCAAAGCUGAGAGAACAUCAAUCAAAAUAAUAAAAAAUGCGACUACUGGUCCGACACGCGAUUCGAUUGUUCGGUCAGGAGAAUCGAGGAGGGGUUGCACCUGAGGUAUCUCCAAUUUGGAGAGGAGGAUUUCGACUGAAGGCCACAACCGGUUCACUAAACCUGGCCACAGCAAGUGUUCAGCAAUUGGAGCCACUAGAGAAACAGGUGGAGAGAAAGAAUUCUCCACUGACGGAUACGUUUGGCAGACACCAUAGCUAUCUCAGAAUAUCUCUAACCGAACGCUGCAACCUGCGAUGCGACUACUGUAUGCCGGCUGAAGGAGUUCCCUUGCAGCCCAAAGGGAAACUCCUAACCACCGAGGAAAUUCUCCGUUUGGCGCGUAUUUUUGUAAAGCAAGGAGUGCGAAAGAUCCGCUUGACUGGAGGAGAACCAACUGUAAGAAGGGAUAUAGUUGAGAUAGUGGAACAAAUGAAGGCUUUACCGGAACUAGAGCAAGUUGGAAUAACCACCAAUGGUCUAGUGCUAACUCGCCUACUGCUCCCGCUCCAAAGAGCUGGAUUAGAUUCCCUCAACAUCAGCUUGGACACGUUGAAAAGGGAUCGCUUUGAGAAAAUCACCCGUAGAAAAGGUUGGGAGCGGGUAAUAGCCGGUAUCGAUCUAGCCGUUCAGUUGGGCUAUCGUCCCAAAAUCAACUGUGUCCUUAUGAGGGAUUUCAAUGAGGAUGAAAUCUGUGACUUUGUGGAAUUUACCAAGGAUCGUCCUGUGGAUGUGCGAUUUAUAGAGUAUAUGCCUUUCUCCGGAAACAAAUGGCAUACAGAGAGGCUGAUUUCGUACAAAGAUACCCUGCAAACCAUUCGUGAAAGGUGGCCGGAUUUUGAGGCCUUACCUAAUGGACCCAAUGACACAUCCAAAGCAUAUGCAGUACCGGGGUUUAAGGGCCAAGUGGGUUUCAUCACAUCCAUGACCGAACACUUUUGUGGAACCUGCAACAGAUUGCGACUCACGGCGGAUGGUAAUAUCAAGGUGUGUUUGUUUGGCAACAAGGAGUUUUCGCUAAGAGACGCCAUGCGAAAUAAGAAUAUAACAGAGGAGCAGCUGGUGGAUCUCAUUGGGGCGGCAGUUCAGCGCAAGAAGAAACAGCAUGCAGAUGCUGCGCCCCUACUCCAUCACCAUAAUCAUCAUUUUUUGUUUCACCAAGCAUACUAUCCCUCGAGACUACAGCUCCUAGUGCGGAACUACAGCCAACUGACCCAUGUCAAUGCAAAGGGAAAGGCUCAAAUGGUGGAUGUAGGCGCAAAGCCUUUGACCACGAGGUUAGCUCGUGCUGAGGCCACUGUCCAGGUCGGUGAGGAGAUCACCCGGCUCAUAUCAGCCAAUGAACUAGCCAAAGGAGAUGUCCUGACCGUAGCCCAACUGGCUGGAAUUACGGGAGCCAAGCGCACCUCCGACCUGAUACCCCUGUGUCACAAUAUCAGCUUGUCCUCCGUGAAGGUGCAGGCUACUCUUCUCAAGAGCGAGCACUCAGUCCGUUUGGAGGCAACCGUUCGCUGCUCCGGCCAAACUGGAGUCGAGAUGGAAGCACUUACCGCCGUUUCCGUGGCUGCCUUAACAGUCUACGAUAUGUGCAAGGCUGUUUCCCACGACAUCUGUAUCACCAACAUCCGCCUGUUGAGCAAAUCCGGUGGAAAAAGGGACUUUCGGCGGGAGGAGCCGGAAAAAGUACCAGAAGUUGAAUAGGGGGAUCUACUGACUGACCGAAUUAGGUAUAAUACUAUAAUGGCCUAGCCAUAUUCAGGGGAAUGGUAAAUAGACGGUAGUCUAGUCUUAAUAAAUUAACUUAUACAAUUCCAUUUUAAAAGUUUAAAUUUAAAAGGCACAAGAUUGACUACCAAUGUAAACACUGUUUUAAAAAUUUCUAAUUUCUUGCAAUUUUCUUUUCUACUUUUAUAUAAAUAAAAGUGUUCAAUUGGUAUUAA